Messenger RNA from Haplochromis burtoni (Burton's mouthbrooder), 2483 nucleotides. RefSeq names its product zinc finger protein 395b (gene znf395b). The record is from RefSeq and is a predicted model, not a curated record. Lineage: Eukaryota; Metazoa; Chordata; Actinopteri; Cichliformes; Cichlidae. Gene Ontology annotation, cellular component: nucleus. The transcript has 13 exons. Gene Ontology annotation, molecular function: RNA polymerase II cis-regulatory region sequence-specific DNA binding; DNA-binding transcription factor activity. Gene Ontology annotation, biological process: regulation of transcription by RNA polymerase II. The coding region runs from base 1 to 1734 and encodes 577 amino acids.
AUGGCUCCAGUUGGGAUGGUCGGUGUGCUGGGUUGGUUUUCUCCAGAGGUGGGCGUCAUCUCCCUCGUCGCCUUCCUCGUCCUCAGCGUCACUCUUGUGGCUCUUUGUGCCAAGUGUAACAGGAGCAGCAGCAACGCCUAUGACGUGAGCGGAGCAGUGUAUGUUGAUGGAAGAGGAGGAGGAGGAGGAGGAUCCAAUGGAACAACUGCCACACAGUCGGGAAAUGCGUCCGGCUCAUAUCUCUGCGCUCUUGCCCAGCUGUCACCCCCGGCAUUGGUCCACCGAGCAGACACACGUAGGCGCGUAUCCGACCGACCCAACCCCCCUUUCCUCCGGCAGACCGACGAGCCCGGCGAGCGGCAGGACUACCAGGCAGCGACGACCCGCAGCUGCAGCUCUGAGCGGAGUACUUCCCCCCGACGGAGGAGGUGUCACACUGUGCCGAGUCCCUCAGUGUGCGCGGCAGCACCAAUGGCAGCUACGGGACCCGAGGACAGAGCUGGACCGGGGCCAGACGGGACGGCGGCCUGCCCGGUGGGACGGCAGGCAUGCGUCUCUAAGACAAAGCAGGGCAGCAACGGGCCUGGCGUGCAACACGCUCUGGUGUACGGACAGAGCUGCGUCCAGGCUGAGAGCGGCCGUUACAAGAGCAACCUGGCUGCUCCGCUGCCAGUGGGACCCACAAUGCACCUCGUCACCGCGCAGGCGCCAUACAGCUUUCGCAGCCCGGAGUCGGUGGAGAUGGAUGAGAUCAUGGCAGCCAUGGUCCUGACCAGUCUGUCCUGCAGCCCCGUGGUUCAGAGCUCUCCACAAACAGAUCCUGGACCUGCUGGCUCAUCAUCCUCACCCGCUGACAUGGAGUGCGGCGGAGGCGAGCUCUCAGACAGCGGCAGCAGUGGCUACUGGAGCUGGGACCACGGCAACGUCAGCCCGGCGCCCUCGCCGUCCGUCACCGAGAUGGACAGCAGCCCCGACGAAGGCUUGCACAUGGAGCUGGAGCAGGGGGAGGAGCUCGCUGCCAAAAAACCAAAGAGCUCCGUCAGAAGUGUGUACAGAUGCCUGUGGCCCAGCUGUGGCAAAGUCCUCACGUCUUCAGUCGGCAUAAAAAGACACAUCCGUGUGCUGCAUCUGGGCAGUGGGUCAGACCAGUCCCAGCGAGAGGAGGACUUCUACUACACCAAGAUAUCCUGUGACACUGUCGACCCCAGCUCCGGUCCAGCUCCAGCCCAGCAGGCUCUGGGCCAGGCCUCGUCCUCUCAUCUCAGCUGGGCGUCCUGUGGUUCUCCUCCAGGCUCAGAGCUCCUCCCAGCUCACAGACCCAGGUCCAACUCCAGCUCUGGGCCAGGCCUGAGCAGGCCCAGUCAGCUCAGUCAGUCGGCCCCCAGCAGCUUCUGGCAGAUUCACUCGGAGCACCUCUAUCAGGCCUGCAGCCCUGUCCUGUCUGUGGCCCCCAGAAGCCCUGGCAGUCAUGGCUGGACCGCCUCCACCCCUGGCCUCAGCCACAGUAACACUCCGAUGGUGAAACCUCGCUGUCGGUCCGUCAGCGUCGGAGAACAAUGGCUCCAGCAGAACAGGCUGCAGCCAAUGAGUGUGUCGCCCUCCUGCACUCACUGCUCCUUCAGGAAGGGCCGCGGGGAGGCCAAGAAGUGCCGCAAGGUGUACGGGGUGGAGCGCAAGGAUCAGUGGUGCACCGCCUGCCGCUGGAAAAAGGCCUGCCAGCGCUUCCCGGACUAGAAGCAGCCGAGGCCAUGGCGAGAGAGAAAGAGCGUGAGAGACGUGGAUGGACGGAUGGAUGCGUUACAACAAGAGACUUUUAUCAAAAAGAGAAUAUAAAUCAGGGCCCGAGAGCCAUCAGCUGUUUUACAUGUGUGUGUUUUUUUACUUUCAACUUGUUUCGUUUCUUUCCUAAAGGAAUGCUUCUGGACUUUUUCUGUAUCUUUGUAUCUUGAUCCUGAAAACUGAAGUCUGCGAUGGUGCUAACUGUUGACUGACUUUGACCUACGUGAUGUGCUAAGCCUACAAUACUCUUUAUCCAAAGGUCAUAUUACUUACUCCUGUAGCUCCACUCUAUUAGACUUGGCUGUUUUUGUUAUUCCGAUCUUCUCUUCCAGUGGUGACACAGUGGUUAUGAUGUACAUUAUAUUGUGUGCUCUGAGUUACGUACGAGUAUUUUAUACCGUUUUUUUAAUUAUAAUUAUUUUAAUCGUCUGGUUCAGCCCAUGAAUUGGGCAGAUAUUUUUUUUUUUAUUAUUUUCAUUUUUUGGCACUUUGUUGGAAUAUAAACUCACGAGAAUAAGCUAAAAAUUCUUUCCAUGAAAUGGAUUUCCUUCCUGCCCGUGUGUUGGCGUACGACCAGUGUUAAUGGCUCUGUUCCUUGAAGCCGUCACGGCAAUGGGACGAGCGUGAGGGGAACGAGUUUGCAAUAGCAAUAAAAAAAAGAGGAAAUAUAUUGUCAAACACAUUAAAAAGCACUGAGAAUUUGA